AUGGAGGUUGAAUAUCGUACUCGUUUAACAGCUGUUUUAGAUGUGACGCGUUUUCUAUUGAAGCAAGGUUUGCCUUUCCGUGGACAUGAUGAGUCCUUGAGCUCCUUGAACAAGGGUAAUUUCCUUGAGCUACUCGAGUGGUAUAGCCUGCGGAAUGAAAAGGUUUUUAGGGUGGUUAAUCAAAAUGCUCCAGCAAAUAAUCAAAUGACUUCGCCGAAAAUUCAGAAGGAGUUAGCAAAUGCUUGUGCAACAGAGAUUACAUGUACUAUUGUUGAUGAUAUAGGAGAUAAGUAUUUUUCUCUUAUGAUUGAUGAAGCCCGGGAUGUGUCAGUAAAGGAGCAAAUGGGAGUUGUUUUGCGCUAUGUGAGUAAGAAUGGGUAUGUGAUAGAGAGGUUUCUUGCUAUGGUUCAUGUGCCAGAUACAUCAGCUAUUUCACUGAAGAAUGCCAUUGAUUGUUUAUUUGCUAAACAUAGGUUAUCUCUUUCAAGACUGAGGGGACAAGGAUAUGAUGGGGCUUCAAAUAUGCGAGGAGAAUUCAACGGUUUGAAGGCACUUGUCCUAAAAGAAAAUCCAUAUGCAAGGUAUAUCCAUUGUUUUGCUCAUCAGCUCCAAUUAGUGAUUGUUGCUGUUGCUAAAGACAAUCGAAUUGUGAGUGAUUUUUUCCAAUAUGUUACUAUGAUUGUUAAUGCGGCGGGGGCAUCUUGUAAAAGGAAAGACCAACUUCGGCAACAUCACCAUGACAGGUUGGUUGAGCAAUUAGAGAAGGUAGAGAUAGCCCGGUGGCGGAGGACAAAAAUCAAGAAUCCGGUUUAG
Molecule: messenger RNA, 813 nt
Organism: Dioscorea cayenensis subsp. rotundata (Guinea yam)
Lineage: Eukaryota; Viridiplantae; Streptophyta; Magnoliopsida; Dioscoreales; Dioscoreaceae
Product: zinc finger MYM-type protein 1-like
Exons: 1
Coding region: 1-813 (270 amino acids)
Source: RefSeq, a predicted model, not a curated record